AUGUUGGAGGAUUACAUCAAAUCUCCAGAAAGAAUACCUCGAUCAAGAGGCGCAAGACUGGCGUUGGCAAAGUUGCUAAAGUUUUUGUCAGACAAAGGCUCGUCAGAGAAAGCACUUUCUAAAGGCAGAAAAGAAACCAGUGGAGCUGAAUGGACUACAAUUGUGGCACAUCAUCUACUUUCAAAGCUUGCUGUUUGUUCCAAGUAUACAUUAGACAGUCACAGUUUUAGCAAAGGGAGGAUUAAAGAAUUAUGCUGUGGUUGUGGCUGCAAGGAAAGAUUAUCAUGGGAUUUUGGUGACACAUCUAUAGGUGGUCCAUCUUACUGGCAUGGACGAGUUGACAUUCUGAUGGAUGUUGCCGUGACUGUGGCCACUGAAGAUCCCAACUUACCAGAUGCAGAAAAUUGUUCUUCUUCUGUUGAUGUGAAAUCUCCAUCUGAGAGGAUGAUGAUGUGCAAGGAACAAAUAAGGGCCAGAACAAUAGUGUUUUCAUUUUGCAACAGAAGAACCAUCCUGAUUUGAACAAUUUCCUAAUUCCAACCAUUGCAAUGUCUAAAUCCCAGGUUGCAGUUUGUUUAUAUGACUCUGAGAAUGAUAUAUUUCUUGAAACCCCUUGUCUGGAUCUCUUCCUAGGAGAUGAAUAUUUAAAAAUAGAAACAAUAAUCACUCUUUGGUUGGUUUUGAACUUUAAAUACUGCAGUUCGGGUGUUCCAGAUGAGAUUAUGGAACUUGGUUUUACGGCAGAUUUCUUCAAGCACUCUGGACCUCAUCUGGAAAAGUAUAUUGCUAAUGUGAACGCACCUUGUAACUAUCAACCUGAAGAUAAAUGGCUGGCACUAAGUUUUCUAAAAGACGUUAAACAUAAAGUGAAAGACAUUAACAACAUAUAUCAGCCUUCAUAAAAACAGAAAGUGAAUAUGAAAUCGCAAAUUUCCUUAGUGAGCUGGAGAAAACUGAUCUGGAGAAAAGUUUAAAAAGGAUAGUACAUUCCCAUAUGUGAACUAGAAAAACAUGAAAAAUGAAUUAAUGACACACUAAAAACUAAUAAGUGACUUGAUUAUAUAAAAGCAUUCAAAAAGUUACAUGCAAUAAGCAAAAUAUAAGAACUGAUGAACAAAAGUUACAAGAAAAAGGAAUGUGUAUAUAGUGGCGAUGUUAAUCUAGUCAAUUUCCUCAUUUGUUACUUCCCCAAUAUCAGGAAUGCAAGAAAUUGUAUUAAAUGUAUUU
Messenger RNA from Ruditapes philippinarum (Manila clam), 1227 nucleotides. RefSeq lists its product as uncharacterized. The record is from RefSeq and is a predicted model, not a curated record. The transcript has 3 exons. Lineage: Eukaryota; Metazoa; Mollusca; Bivalvia; Venerida; Veneridae. Bases 1 to 522 code for a protein of 173 amino acids.